AGAGGAGCCGUGUGCUUACAGGACCUGCGAUGAUGUCACCGUCAUGUGAUCAGUCACAUGGAGGUGGAGGGGAGGAGGAGUCACAUGACACAACAGCAGUGACUGCCCCACCAGGACCUGCUCUUUAUCUUUUACAUGCUGGAGGUGUAGGACCUGUUAAGAUGUCACAAUUUUGUCACAUGUGGUGGUUGCUAAAGGACGUUUGAUUGUUGUCAUGUGAUCAGUCACAUGAUGAGGUGCAACUCAGCAGUGCAGCAUAGAAGGGAUGCCGGUAAAGGACCUGUGAUGAUGAUCAUGUGACCAGGAGGGUGUAUACACUGAUCAUGUGACUCCUGUUCCUCCACCAUGUGACUGAUCACAUGACGGGGACAUCAUAGCAGGUCCUUACAGGUCUCCUGUACAGCUCUGCAGGUGGAGGUUUCUCCAAUCCAGGAUCCUCUGCUGAUAUCUUCUAUAUAAAAGAAUUCUCCUGGAUGACCCAUCAACCAUGGAGAGAGACAGGAACAAGAUGGCCGACAGGAUCAUAAACCUCACCCUACAGCUACUCUUCCGGCUUACUGGAGAGGAUUACACAGUAGUGAAGAAGUCCUCUAGUGGGCGCUGUCGGGCCCCUGUGUGUGAAGGAUCGGGAAGAACCCUGAGCCCAAUCCCCGGGCCCCCACCUCACUCCCUGAUACAUGAGGAAAUGGAUGAACAGAAGAUCCGAGAACUCAUCAACAAGAUGAUGGAGCUGCUGACUGGAGAGGUUCCUAUAAGGUGUCAGGACGUGGCGGUCUAUUUCUCCAUGGAGGAGUGGGAGUAUGUAGAAGGACACAAGGAUCAGUACAAGGAUCAGGUGAUGAUGGAGGAUCAGCAGCCCCUCACAUCACCAGUCAGAUCCAGUAAGAGAACAGCAGCAGAGAGGUGUCCCCGUCAUCUUCUUCCACAGGAUCAGGAUCAGCAGCCCCUCACAUCACCAGUCAGAUCCAGUAAGAGAACAGCACCAGAGAGGUGUCCCCGUCCUCUUGUUGAGCAGUAUAAGGAGGACAUUACUACAGGGAAAGAUCUGAUCUAUACUUAUGCUACAGACAUAAAGGAAGAAGAAGAGACAGAUGUGAGCGGUGAUGAGCAGUAUAAGGAGGACAUUCCUACAGGUAGUCCAGAUUCUUGUAGCAGGAGAUCAGAGGAGAAUGUUAUAUCUUCAGAUUAUAAAGCAGAUGAUGAUAUCACACAAGAUACAUAUGAAGAACAUUCCAUUAUCCCAGAUACACCCUCAGCCCUUCACAGCCAAGAUCUGUCAUCUCAUCCUUAUAUACAGGUCCUGUCUUCUCAUUCAUCACAGGAGGUUCAGCAAAAUAAAAGGAACAGAACAAGUGUGGAGCAUCUGAAAUCUGAUCUUGUUCAACAUCUAAGAAUUCACAAACGGGAGAAGCCAUUUUCAUGCUCAGAAUGUGGGAAAUGUUUUACCGAAAAAUCAACACUGGUUAAACAUUUUCGAAUACACACAGGGGAAAAGCCGUUUUCAUGUCCAAAAUGUGGGAAAUGUUUUACUCAGAAAGCAUAUGUUAUAGAUCAUCAAAGAACUCACACAGGAGAGAAGCCAUUUUCAUGUUUAGAAUGUGGAAAAUGUUUUACUCAGGAAUCAAGUCUUGUUCAACAUAAAAGAACUCACACAGGGGAGAAGCCAUAUACAUGCGCAGAAUGUGGGAAAUGUUUUACUAAGAAAUCAAGUCUUGUUCAACAUAAAAGAAUUCACACAGGGGAGAAGCCAUUUUUAUGCUCGGAAUGUGGGAAAUGUUUUACUACAAAAUCCUCUCUUGUUCCACAUCAAAGAACUCACACAGGGGAAAAGCCAUUUUCAUGCUCAGAAUGCGGGAAAUGUUUUACUCAGAAACCAAAACUUAUCAGACAUUUAAGAAUUCACACAGGGGAGAAGCCAUUUUCAUGUUCAGAAUGUGGGAAAUGUUUUACUCGGAAAUCACAUUCUAUCAGACAUCUAAGAACUCACACAGGAGAGAAGCCAAUUCGGAGCGGAAGAACCCUGAGCCCAAUCCCGGGGCCCCCACCUCACUCCCUGAUACAUGAGGAAAUGGAUGAACAGAAGAUCCGAGAACUUAUCAACAAGAUGAUGGAGCUGCUGACUGGAGAGGUUCCUAUAAGGUGUCAGGACGUGGCGGUCUAUUUCUCCAUGGAGGAGUGGGAGUAUGUAGAAGGACACAAGGAUCAGUACAAGGAUCAGGUCAUGAUGGAGGAUCAGCAGCCCCUCACAUCACCAGUCAGAUCCAGUAAGAGAACAGCACCAGAGAGGUGUCCCCGUCCUCUUGAUGAGCCGUAUAAGGAGGACAUUACUACAGGCAAAAAUGAGAUCUAUAUUAAUGCUACAGACAUAAAGGAAGAAGAAGUGACAGAUGUGAGCGGUAAUGAGCAGUAUAAGGAGGACAGUACUACAGGAAAAGAUCUGAUCUAUAUUAAUGCUACAGACAUAAUGGAAGUAGAAGAGACAGAUGUGAGCGGUGAUGAGCAGUAUAAGGAGGACAUUACUACGGGAAAAGAUCUGAUCUAUAUUAAUGCUACAGACAUAAAGGAAGAAGAAACAGAUUUAAGUUGUGAUGAACAGUAUAAGGAGGACAGUCCUACAGGUAACCGCCUAGAUUCUUGUACCAGGAGAUCAGAGGAGAAUCUUAUAUCUUCAGAUUAUAAAGCAGAUGAUGAUAUCACACAAGAUACAUAUGAAGAACAUUCCAUUAUCCCAGAUACACCCUCAGCCCUUCACAGCCAAGAUCUGUCAUCUCAUCCUUAUAUACAGGUCCUGUCUUCUCAUUCAUCACAGGAUGUUCAGCAAAAUAAGGAGAAGCCAUUUUCAUCUUUACAAUAUAAGAAUUGUUUUAUGAAACAUCAGAAAGUUCACACAGUUGAAAAUCCGUUUUCAUGCCCAGAAUGUGGGAAAUGUUUUGCUUGGAAAUCAGAUCUUACUCGACAUCAAAGAACUCACACAGGGGAGAAGCCAUUUUCAUGCUCAGAAUGCGGGAAAUGUUUUACUAAGAAAUCAUAUCUUGUUCAACAUAAAAGAACUCACACAGGGGAGAAACCAUUUUCAUGUUUAGAAUGUGGAAAGUGUUUUAGUGAAAAAUCAAAUCUUCUUAAACAUCAAAGAACUCACACAGGGGAGAAGCCAUUUUCAUGUUCAGAAUGUUGGAAAUGUUUUACUACAAAAUCACAUCUUGUUCAGCAUCAAAGAACUCACACAGGGGAGAAGCCAUUUUCAUGCUCGGAAUGUGGGAAAUGUUUUACUGAGAAAUCAAAUCUUGUUCAGCAUCAAAGAACUCACACAGGAGAGAAGCCAUAUUCAUGCUCACAAUGUGGGAAAUGUUUCAUUUUGAAAUCAAUUCUUGUUCUACAUCAAAGAACUCACACAGGGGAGAAGCCAUUUUCAUGUUCAGAAUGUGGAAAAUGUUUUACUGAGAAAUCGACACAUCGUAGACAUCUAAGAACUCACACAGGAGAGAAACCAUUUUCAUGUUCUGAAUGUGAGAAAAUUUUUACUCGGAAAUCAACACUUAUUAGACAUAAAAGAACUCACACAGGGGAGAAGCCGUUUUCUUGUUCACAAUGUGGGAAAUGUUUUACUCAGAAAUCAAGUCUUGUUGAACAUCUAAGAAUUCACACUGGAGAAAAGCCAUUUCCAUGCUCAGAAUGUGGGAAAUGUUUUACUAAGAAAUCAAGUCUUGUUCAACAUAAAAAAACUCACACAGGAGAGAAACCAUUUUCAUGUUUAGGAUGUGGGAAAUGUUUUACUGAGAAAUCAAAUCUUGUUCAACAUCAAAGAACUCACACAGGGGAGAAGCCAUAUUCAUGCUCACAAUGUGGAAGAUGUUUCAUUCAGAAAUCAAGUCUUGUUCUACAUCAAAGAACUCACACAGGGGAGAAGCCAUUUUCAUGUUCAGAAUGUGGGAAAUGUUUUCCUCGGAAAUUAGAUCUUCUUCAACAUCAAAGAACUCACACAGGGGAGAAGCCAUAUUCAUGCUCACAAUGUGGAAGAUGUUUCAUUCAGAAAUCAAUUCUUGUUCUACAUCAAAGAACUCACACAGGGAAGAAGCCAUUUUCAUGUUCAGAAUGUGAGAAAUGUUUUACUGAGAAAUCAACACUUGUUGGACAUCUAAGAACUCACACAGGAGAGAAGCCAUUUUCAUGUUCUGAAUGUGAGAAAUGUUUUACUCAGAAAUCAACACUUAUUAGACAUCUAAGAAUUCACACAGAAGAGAAGCCAAUUCAGAGCAAUAAAUGAUGCAGAUAACACAUCUAUAUAUAUAUAAACCAUGUACAUAGGAUAUCUGACGUUUAUACAUAUAUCAUAUACUGCAUCUCCAAACUUGUUUCCAAUUGUUAAUAAAAGUUUUCUUUUAUAACGUAGUCCCCUAUCCAGGUCAAAUGAAAGCCCAAGCGAAAAUUCCUAAGUCUGAAUGGGAAUGCGGAAUCCAAUAAGACUAAAUUUUGUAAGUUAAUUUGUUUUCCCUUAGUCUCCUCAGCAGCACAAUGUGAGCUAUUUAGGACCGGGGAUUUUUUAAAUGAAAUCAAGUUAAAAGAUCAUAGGUACCUCCCAUACAAUGGCUAUAAAACGCCCUGCUCACAUCAGGACAGUGAGUAAAUUCUAAAGUGCAAAUAAACUAACUAGGGAGGGAAGCUUGUGCUGCUGAGGAGACUAAGGGAAAACAAAUUAACUUACUAAAUGUAGUCUUCCCUAGCAUCCCUCAGCAGCACAAUGUGGGGAUCUAGCAAGAAUAACCCCUAGGGAGGGCUCUCCUGCCUAGCAGAAUUUAAGAUGGUCUUAGCGAAAAAGUUUUCACUAGACAAAAAAUUAUCCAUUUUGUAAUGUUUUAAGAAUGUUAAAGGAGAGUUCCAAGUUGCUGAUUGACAUAUUUGUUCCAAAGGAACAGAAUUCCGUUCUGCCAAAGAAGCAGAAAUAGACCUAAUGGAGUGUGCCCUUGUGAACUCCAGUGCAUCAUCUGGAGAUGGAAGGUUUAGAUGCCUUAGCACCUUUCUUAGACUCCUACUUAAAAGGACUAUGAACAGUGUGUGCACAGGCUUGGAGCUAGUUAGAAGCGGGAGGUGGAAUCUCUUAAAGGGGAAAUGCGCCACCUGGGCCACUAUAUGGAGGAACUGGAUAAACAGCAGGAGGUGAUUCAUGAUAAUCUGGAUCUCCAUCAUAAGGUUCUCCAGGAACACUCUGCUAAGAUCUCAUAUCUCCUUUAUAUGCAGAAGCACAUUGAAAAUCGCCAUAGGCAAAAUAACAUUAGGCUGAGGGGCAUCCCUGAAUCGGUGCUCCCCCCUGCCUUAAACGGUACAGCUCAGAAUAUAUUUGCUGUACUCUUGGGGGCUGAGGACCCGACCACCUUUGAGCUGGACCGCAUUCAUCGCUCCUUGGGCUCUAAACCCCCUGAUAAUGCUCCACCACAUGAUGUACUCUGCUGGGUCAAUUUUUACAAGGAAAAGGAUAGGAUCAUGACAGCGGCCAGAGAUCAUGGGCCUGUGACCUUGGAUGGGGCCACUAUUAUGCUCUUACCUGACCUUUCCAGAUGCACCCUUUAGCAAUGCCAUUGGAACUGCUCUGUGAAUGCAACAUUUCCUACAGAUGGGGCUUCCCCUUUCAACUGUCUGUUUGCUAUAAAGGCAAGACUGUGGAGUUCCGUCAUCUAGGGGACCUUCCUAAAUUCCUUGCCUCUCUGGAAUUCCCCAAGGUAGCUCUCCUGGACUGGCCAACCCCGACAUGCAUUCACAUGAAUUCUCUGGCCACCUGAAUGGACUGAUCCAGAUCUCUCUCCUCUCUUUAAGACAGCUUCUUAUGAAGCGUGAUGUUUGCCUGCUGAGUACAGAGGCUUCUAGCUGGGAAGCCUUUCUCAUUUCACCGAGUGAUAUCUUAAGUUGUGUUGUCUUUUUUUUGCCUGAGGUGCCUUUUCUUCAUAUUAUCCAGUUUUUGUUAUAUUAUGUGGGGGGUGGUAGCAGAAGGUGGUGGGUUAUUUCUUUAUUUUUUCUAUUGUUUUCUCUCCCUAGUCCGUAAUAGGCUGGUAGUCUGCAAGAGAUGGGUCUACUGCACUUUAAUGGAGUGUUUGCCCCUCUGGGUUCUGGGCUAUUGUUCUCUUUGGUUUUUUUUUGUUCUUGCCUUCCCUAUUCUUGCUUCUUUUCUCUCUCUCUCUCUUGUCUCUUCUCGCUGGCCUCUGCUACUUUCCUAUGUUCUCCUUUCUCUGCUUCCCUCCCUGUCCCCUGCCCUUCCUUCCCUUCCCCCUCCUAGCCCUCUUCCCUUCCUCCUGUUCCUCCACCAUGGAUACCUUUAUCGGUAUGCACUUUUAACGUGAAAGGGCUUAAUCAGCCCAAGAAGCAUUGGCAAAUUUCCCUUUUUUACAUAAACGUAGGGUUUCAGUUGCCCUUGUCCAAGAAACUCAUUUUCAGACCUCUACGUACCCAGUUAUCAAGGACCGUCAGUAUCCGGCCUGGUUCCACUCCAGUAAUGUAGAAUCCAAAUCUAAAGGGGUUUCAGUAGCAUUUCAUAGGUCCUUUCAGCCUUCUAUCCUUAAAUCCUCUAGUGACCCCUUGGGUCGUUACUUAUUUCUUCAAUUUUCUUAUGCCUCUCAGCUUUUCACAGUUGCCUCUGUUUAUCUCCCGAACCAGGGUCAAGUGCCUUUUGCUUCCAAGGUUCUCCGUCUCCUAGAUAAGUUUGCUGGGUCUUCGCGGAUUAUCCUCGGUGAUGACUUCAAUUGGGUAUGGGAUCCUACCCUUGACUCCUUAACCGGUAAAUCUUCUUUGUCCUUUGCUGCACUCCGUAAACUCUGUAAGGAGCUUCUUGAUCGCCGCCUGGUGGAUAUAUGGCGGGUAGUACACCCCAAGGUCAAGGACUUCACUUAUUAUUUCCCCGACCCAUAACUCCUAUAGCCGGCUUGACAUUAUUUUUGUUAGUCAUUCCCUUCUCUUUGCCUCCCCCCGUUCCUCAAUUGACUCCAUUCUUUGGUCAGACCACGCCCCUGUCCUAGCUUGGUUUCAGUUUGCUGAUAGUGGUCCCUUCUCCUGGUGACUGAAUGACAAUUUGCUGCGUUAUACCUUAUGCUCAUCUGAGGUCACUCAUACUAUCUCCGAGAUGCAUCGCUCUGACCCCACUCCAUCCCCCACCCAGUGGGAAGCCUUGAAAUGUACGAUACGCAGCAUUUUGAUGUCUCACAGUGCUUGUCUUAAGAAAGCUAAUGGUCAGAAAUUGAGUUCUCUAUUUGCAGCCUUAGCUUCCUUAGAAGUGUCUAAUAAGUGAGCUUACUCUGAGAGCACUCAAGCCCAGAUCUCCACCAUGAGGCAGCAAUUGCUCAGUUGUCUUGACCAGCAGUCGUUCUGUUAUCGGGAGAGGGCACACCGUGGCUAUUACGAAUAUGCGGACAAGAGUGUCACUUGGCUAUCUAGGGCCCUACAUCCUAAGACCUCUUCUCCUUACAUUCUACAUUGUGAUAAAUAUGCAGACCUUUCCCCUUCUGUUUUCCGGGCUAAGAUUGACCAGUAUCUUUCCAAACACAGUCUCCCCUCUUUGCCACCGGAAAGCGUUGGGAGCGCUUUGAUUGUCCGUUGGAGCCUGAGGAGAUUCAGGUGGCUAUUAAGGGUCUCAAAAACAGGAAAUAUCCUGGUCCCGAUGGGUUUACGGCCCAUUUCUAUAAGAAGUAUGUUGACCUUGUUACCCCUCCUAUGUUGCGGGCUUUCAAUUCUGUUGUCGACAGUGCCUCUUUCCCUCCUUAGGCUCUCAUGGCCCAUAUCACGGUGAUCCCCAAGCCUGGCAGGAAUCCCGCCUCCUGUAGCAAUUGUCCUAUAUCGCUAUUGAAUUUGGACAUUAAAAUCUAUUCUAAGAUUUUGGCCCUUGCUUCCCUCCCUGAUUCAUAAUGACCAAGUUUGUUUUGGGUAGAGAAGCCAGGGACAAUACCCUGAAGACAUUUUCCCUCAUAGCUGCUGCCAGAUCCUUCAAUUUACCUGUUUGUCUAUCGAUUCCGAAAAGGCUUUUGAUAGGGUCGGGUGGGACUUUUAGAUUUAGCAUUGUCCCGGUUGGGUAUGGGUCCUCGUUUUCAUAGUCCCAUCAUGGCCCUAUACAGCGGUGCUACGGCACAGGUUUGAGUGAACGGUACCUUGUCCUUGCCCUUCUCAAUUAGCAAUGGGACCAGACAAGGGUGUCCCCUCUCCCCCUUCUUUACGUGAUUGCUAUGGAGUAUCUGGUGGUGGCGCUGAGGCAAAAUGCUUCCAUUCCUGGUCUUCGUUUACACUCCCAUCCCAAUAAGCUAUCUCUUUAUGCUGACGAUCUUCUUUUAUAUGUAGUGAACCCCCAUGUCUCCCUACCCGUCCUCUUAGCGGAAUUCGCGGAAUAUGGAGAUCUUAGCCAUUUUACAGUUAAUACCCACAAAUCUGCACUCCUCAAUAUAUCUCUGUCAUCUGAACUUUUUGGUUGGAUUUCCUCCCAAUUCCCUUUACGCACCCAAUCUCGCUCCCUAAGUUAUCUUGGGGUCCACCUACUGGCAGAUUUUAAUGGUCUAUUUGACGUAAACUAUCUCCCUUUACUGAGGAUUAUUGAGCGGGAUCUGCUGUCUUGGAAAACUCUUCCCCUCUCUUGGAUGGUAGCGGUCAAGAUGGAUAUUCUCCCUCGGAUUCUUUAUUUGAUGCAGACCCUCCAAGUCCAUAUUCCGGCCUCUUACCAAGUUCCAUUCUUAAUUAUACGCUUUAUCUGGUCCAGUACUGGCCCUUGUCUCCUUCAUCAAGUGCUGGCUCAGAGUUAAAAAAAAAAAAAAGAGAGCUGCUUUGCAUGACUUCCGUAUGUAUUACUGGUCUACAGUUUGCUCUUGUAUCCUUGACUUCUGCCAUCAUGCUGAGUCCAAGCAGUGGGUUAGUUUAGAGAUAGAGCUCUCCCCCCGCCCACCCUGCUGCUCUCCUGACAGUCAAGUCUUGCUCUUCCUUAUAUCUUUUAAUUUGGGACUCCUUAUUGGGCUCUACUGCUAUUUCCUCCUACCCUGGCCCUCAUCCCUCCUUUUUAGCAAACCGGCUCCACCCUCCGAAACUGAACUCCACGGUCUUUUAGGCCACAUAUCACUCUCAUGGCUCCAGCUUCGAGAUGUCACGUCUGCCAUGUCCUUAAUACCUUUGACCUCCCUCCCUAGUGUACCCCCCAGGGGUUGGUUCACAUAUGAAAAACUCAGGUAUUUUUACUCCUCGCUGCUACCCAAGAGACAUUUACAUAGGCCGCUUACAUCCUUUGAGCACUUCUGUUACCUCCCUCUCCCCCCCUCAUACGAUUUAUUUGAUUUACGGACUGUUGCGAAGUUCUUUGGAAGACUCGGUGAAACCUCCUUACCUAGUUAAAUGGGAGACUGAACUGGGGUGUGACCUCACCACCAAGGUUUGUCAUUUUUUUUACUACCCCAUAAGGCUUCUUUUUAAUCUAGCAUACAGGAAUGUAGUUUUAAGAUUCUAUCUUAGGUGGUAUCGUUGUCCAGUUCGUAUGCGUGAGAUGUUCCCGACAGCCUUGGACACAUACUGGCACUGUGGUAAUGCGGUGGGCACAAACUUGGUGGGACUGUACAGCUCUUUCACCCUUUUAGGACUCUGUGUUUGACCUAUACAACAUGGUCUCUUCGAACUCCAUCCUGCCAUCUCCUAAAAUUGCUCUCUUGUCUCUUUUUCCGGGCUUUCUUCCUAGGGCCAGAAGAGGUCUCCUGAGACAUUUCAUUGGUGCCGCUUGGGCGGUGAUCCCUCGGCACUGGAAAUCUCUAUCCAGGGCAGAGUUCGUGGAGACCUUGAACAAAGUACGUAGGAUGGAGGAAAUGGUGGCUUCUGACAGGGAUGUGCUUGAGGCCUUUAUUGGUGUGGGGCUAUCUUGGGACUCUUUUAGAGAGUCUCAGGAGUUUUUGGCUUGGGUAGGUUGAAUUGAUAAAUGGACAUUCAUGGUAUCCCCUCCCUUCCCCUACACUUUCCUCCCCUGUCAUUCUUUCCUCUUCUAUCUCCUGUUUUCCUUUGGCUUUCCCUUCUGGCUUUCUCUUUCUCCUCUUCUUCUGUCUUAUUCGGUUUUGUCUUCUCUUUAUGUAUUCGUUUCCUUGAGGUCACAUACGCUAUUGUUUCCCACCUAGGGUCGUACACCUAACUUGGGUUGCUAUUAUGCUUAUUUACACGUGGAUGAUGGGAGUUGUGAUAUUGCUCUUCACUUUGAAUACCAAUACCAAACAAUACCUGUAUUGUUUUUUAUUAUGUUGUGUUUACUACGACCCAAUAUACAUCCUUUUUGUGCUACCUGCAUAUAUGACCAAUAUUAUUGUUUACGCUAUUGUAUACUGUUUCUUUGUAAAAAUCUUAAUAAACACUGAU
Messenger RNA from Hyla sarda, 10344 nucleotides. RefSeq names its product zinc finger protein 420-like. The transcript has 13 exons. The record is from RefSeq and is a predicted model, not a curated record. Gene Ontology annotation, cellular component: nucleus. The coding region runs from base 488 to 4264 and encodes 1258 amino acids. Gene Ontology annotation, molecular function: DNA-binding transcription factor activity, RNA polymerase II-specific; RNA polymerase II cis-regulatory region sequence-specific DNA binding. Gene Ontology annotation, biological process: regulation of transcription by RNA polymerase II; central nervous system development. NCBI's taxonomy places the organism in Eukaryota, Metazoa, Chordata, Amphibia, Anura, Hylidae.